GUAAUAACUUGCCAUCGAUAAACUCUAUUAGUUGUUCCGGGUUCAAGAAAAAGCCAAAGGCGAAGGGACACGUCUAUCAGUGUUAUUUUCCAAUCAGAAAGUAGUGCAACAGCGGUCAAGUUCUUCACACAUAGAAAGCAACUAUGAUUGUCGUCAAGUUAAUGGUUAUCUUGACAUCCCAGCUGGGAAUUCUCCAACAGGGGGCAGCCGAAGAUACAGGACAAGACAAAACUAUGGCAACACAACAACAACAGCAACGACAAGAUCUGUCCACGGACUUCUCUGUUCUAGCUGGAAUAAACAAUGAGUUUGCAACAGACAUUUAUCAGUUGCUUUCUAAGGAUGCUCCCAGCAAUGCAAAUAUCUUCAUAUCACCUUUCAGCAUCCUUAGCGCCAUGGCGAUGACUUAUGCUGGCAGUCGUAACGAGACCAAACUCCAAAUGGACAGAGUCUUACGAUUUGGCAAAUACAGUGGGGAGGAUCUUCACAGCUCCUUUCAGACUCUAAAUUCAGCAUUGUUUGGAAAGAAAGAUAAUUGCACCUUAGAGUGUGCCAACAAGCUAUUUGCCCGGAAAGGAUAUAAUUUCUUACAGGACUAUUUGGCACUGACGAGAUCUUUCUAUGGGGCUGAACUUGAAGUGAAGGAUUUUGAUGCCAAACCAGAGGAGGCUCGUCUUGAAAUCAACCAGUGGGUGGAAGAGCAGACAGCUCAGAAAAUAAAGAACCUGCUGCCAGAGGGCGCUAUAAAUUCUUUGGUUGCCAUGGUUCUCGUCAAUGCAGUUUAUUUCAAGGGAAACUGGGCCAGUCAAUUUGAUCCAAAGCAAACCCAGAAAGCACCAUUUCAGCUGACCUCAACAAAUAAGAUAAAAGUCGAUAUGAUGUACCAAGAAAGUGAAUUUCCACUUGGAUAUAGCACGGAGCUUGAGUGCCAAAUCCUGGAGAUUCCAUAUGUCGGAAAGAACUUGAGCAUGCUGAUCUAUCUCCCAGACAAGAUUGAUGGUCUGAAAGACUUGGAAUCCAAGAUGACUUCGAGCCUCCUAGAGACCACCGCCAGAGAUCUUUUUCCAGAUACAGUAAUGGUAAAAUUGCCCAAGUUUAAGCUCACAGAAGAGUAUCGCCUCCAUGAAAAGUUGGGCCAGAUGGGAAUGCCAGACUUGUUCACAGAAGGCGUGGCUGAUUUAUCUGGAAUGGAUGGCACCAGAAUGUUGUUUUUAUCCCAGGUGCAUCAUAAGGCUUUUAUUGAUGUCAACGAGGAAGGAACAGAGGCGGCGGCGGCGGCAACAACAGUAACAAAUGAUUUUGCAAUGCCAAGGGACAUAACCUUUGUUGCUGAUCACCCAUUUUUGUUUUUCAUCCGUGAUAAUAUAUCGGGCGCUGUGUUGUUUAUGGGCAGGUUACAGAUGCCUGCUGGUCCCUCUGUGAAGGAUGAACUGUAGCAAGGUCACUUAUUGCUGUUGAACUUUGGUUUUGCAUGUACCUGUAACUCUGAUGACAAAAUGAGAUUCAAAACAGUGGACUUACAUUUUUUGCUGAUUGUAAAAUUUUGAUAGAUAACUGCUGGAUGGAUUCAUUCUUUCAUUUGCAUCAUGAUUGUUAAUUUCAUUGCUCUUGUUACAAUUAAUUAUACCAGUGAUUUAAUGUUGUGAAAGAUUAUAUCAAAAAAUACAUAAUUAUCAGUGGUAGGAUAGCUUUAUUCUACAGUACAUACUUGUGUACCAGAUAGCAUACUACUGGGCAGUAAUUAAAUGUAUAGAUUAAAGAUCUAAUUUUUGCCGAUGACUGUAAACAAGUGAUGUUUGCUUUAUUAUUUUCUGUUUACCUUGGGCCAGAUAAUACGGUUAUUUCAGGACUUUAUUACUGUACUCUGGUAUUGUAUUGUUAUGUGCUGGUUCACUGCAUACUGAAUUGAAUCACUCUUUUUCUGAAAAAUGAUAUAUAUACUAGUAGAUGUAGGUUGACUUAAUGAAAAAAAAUCAGUUUUAGAGACAAAUCAUUUUUGCCUAGUGUAUUCAGAUUUUUAGACUUAAUUCAUAUACACUGUAAAAUACGGAUUCAUAUUUAUUCAGACCUAUUCAGAUUUCUCGAGAGAAAAGUGGAGUACGUAGGCACGUGGACAAUCACUCGUGUCUCACCUAACACAUCACACUUGUCUCACCGAACACAGGAUGAUUGUGUUCUUCUGCGUGUUCAGGGUGGUGGAAUAUCCGUCAUAGUAUGGUGCGGUUUCUCAUACGAUGAAAACUUGCCACUGUACGUCAUUCAAGGGAGGUACCCUGGUCAACAAUACAGAGACGAAAUACCAUUGGGGCGCAUACAAUUACACAUUCAAUCACAUUCAGAAAGAAAAAUAAUUUUGGUGCAGGACAAUGCGCCCAUCCAGAAAGCACAGUCCGUGCAAGACGAGCUGCAACAGCACGGUAUCCCACAUUUGGAUUGGCCUGCAUAUUUACCAAUUCUCAAUGUAAUCGAACAUACUUAGGAUAUGAUUGACAGGGCAGUAAAUGAGGGACAACCUCCAGUUAGAAACAUUAAAGAGGUCCAGCAGGCAGUAAAUGAAGAAUGGAAUCGGCUCCCAAAGCAAGAGUUGCAGAAUUUGGUGGUGGCAAGUUGCAGGAGACAAUGAAAAGCUGUUGUUCAAAACCAGGGAAGGC
Lingula anatina is the source of this 2651-nucleotide messenger RNA. RefSeq names its product leukocyte elastase inhibitor-like. Gene Ontology annotation, biological process: negative regulation of endopeptidase activity. The record is from RefSeq and is a predicted model, not a curated record. Gene Ontology annotation, molecular function: serine-type endopeptidase inhibitor activity. NCBI's taxonomy places the organism in Eukaryota, Metazoa, Brachiopoda, Lingulata, Lingulida, Lingulidae.